Molecule: messenger RNA, 798 nt
Organism: Paramecium octaurelia
Lineage: Eukaryota; Ciliophora; Oligohymenophorea; Peniculida; Parameciidae
Source: the annotation of a GenBank genome assembly
AUGUCUAAAUCAUGGCAAAUUCAUCAAAGUUUACAAGAUAGCUUAUGUUCCCAAUUAAACAAAGAUGAAAUCCUUGAAGAAUUUUUAUAGGUUUGUAAUCAUAUUGCGAAUGAAGAUUAAAAUAGUAUCAAAAGUUUGAAUUCAAAAUUGUAAACUAUCAAAAAACACUAUGCCUAACAAAAAUGCAGGAUUGAUCAUCAAUUUAAAUACAUCCAGACUUUGUUGGAAUAAAAAAGAAAAGAUUUAAUCACUUAAUUAAAUAAUCAUGAAUUGGAAUUAGAUAAAACAUUCAAAAAUCUCAGAGAUGAGGUCACUCAAAUCUAAUCUGUUGUCUUUAACAUCUAGAAUGACAUCCUGAGUAAUAGAUAAGAAAUCCUAACAGAAGUAGAUGAAGAAACCUUUCAGAAUAUCCUCACACAAUUUGAUUAAUAAAUACAAAUGGCAUAAAACUAUAAGAAAGAACUCUUGUCCACAAAGAUAACACUAAUUAUAAUUGAGGAGUGGACAGCUAGUCAUCAGGAUGUAAUAAAGCAUCUACUCAAUUAAUCAAUUACAAUAAAGGAUUACUAAAAAUAAAUAGAGCCUCAUCAUUCAGAAAUGAGUGCCUCAACUUGCAGCGAUAAGAUGUACUCAUCAAAUAGAUCAAGUUAAGAACUUCCAAUUUAAUAGACUCCCUUGAUAAUUAGUUUUGAUUAAAAGUACUUUGUGCAAUCCAAGUAGAAUAACAUCACAAAAUCUGAAUCAGAUAUCCAUGAUAGUUGUGAAUCAGAUUUUUUAGACGAGUGGACAAAUCAAUGA